Diorhabda carinulata is the source of this 3307-nucleotide messenger RNA. RefSeq names its product ATP-dependent RNA helicase DHX30-like. The record is from RefSeq and is a predicted model, not a curated record. Gene Ontology annotation, molecular function: G-quadruplex RNA binding; ATP binding; DNA helicase activity. The transcript is spliced from 13 exons. Gene Ontology annotation, cellular component: cytoplasm; nucleus; intracellular anatomical structure. Bases 151 to 3306 code for a protein of 1051 amino acids. NCBI's taxonomy places the organism in Eukaryota, Metazoa, Arthropoda, Insecta, Coleoptera, Chrysomelidae.
GUUUGUUGGACCACGUGUCUCUUAUUGUUAAUACUACGGUCUAAAAGUAAGAGGCCAUGGAAAUGAAGAAGACUACAACCUUGUUCAUAUCAUUAAUUUCAAACACAUUUGUAACCUUUAAAUUUUAAAUAGAUUUUGAAGAAUUUUAAAAUGUUAUCUAAAUAUUGUUUUAAUGUUUUAAAUAAAGGAACUAUAAGUCACAGGUUCAAUUGUUACAGAAAAAUAAAUUCUAUAAAAGACGUAUUUUUCAAUAAUGGACCAAGAAAUAUUUACAGUUGGACAAAUUUCGUGAAACCAGAAUUGUCUGGUGUACUUAAAGUUGGUGUUCGAAGUUAUGCUACCAAAACUGAAGAUGAAGAGAACAGGCGAUCUAUUAGACACAGAAAUAAAUUGAAUAUAUCUAACUUAAGCAGUGAUAGUAACGAAAAUGUAACCCAACAAAGUUUUUUAACAAAUCUUGAAUUAAAUAAGAUUCAACAAAUAUAUUAUGCAGAUACUGAGGAAACCAAACAAACAUUAAAAAUGUUCCCAUCGCCUAAAAAUGUUUUGCACAAUAUAUUUACAUUAUUAGUACAAGAAACUAAAAAUAAUUCAUUGCAUUUAGCCCCUUCAUUUAAAUCACUUUCGAACCAAAGAGGUGGUGCUUCUUGGAUAUGUACUUACAAUAUAGGAUGGCCAACUCAGAUAAAAUUUUUAGCUAAAGAUAAUAGGAAGAAAGUUGCUUCAGAUAAGGCAGCUUUAGCUGCACUUACUUGGUUAAGACUUAAUAACAAAAUAACAACAAAUGGUGCACCAAUUAUCUAUGAUAAAGAAGAAGUAAAACAAUUAACCAAAGGAAGUAUACCACUUCUGAACCUUCGACAAAAGACGUUAGAAAAUAUUGAUAAGAUUAUAAAUGUUUAUGAAGAAAAAAUGAAUUCUCACAUUUUGAAAUGCCAAGAUUCCUCAGUAAUACAAUCAAAAGAUGUCUUGACUGUUGCACAAGAACAUGAACUACACAUGAAAUCUAUUACAAAGAAAUUUUUGGGUUUUCAAAAGUAUAUUGCUAAAGAAAAACAUCCUUUGCCAAUUACAGCUUACAAGGAACAAUUCAUUGAAAUGUUAAAUACAAACCAAGUAAUAAUAGUUAAAGGGGAACCGGGUUGUGGGAAAAGUACACGAAUACCACAAUAUGUACUAGAGGCAUGGGUUAGAGAACAUGAACUUAGUGAAAAAACAGGAAUGAUAGCAGUUACUCAACCAAGAAGAAUAGCUGCGAUUUCUUUGGCAGAACGAGUUUGCAGUGAAAGAAAUGAAUCGGUUGGGCACAUUGUAGGCUACCAAGUAAGAUUAAAUUCAGUGUUUCGUCCAUUAACUGGGAGAAUUUUAUACUGCACAACAGGAAUUUUACUACGACAUGUCCAAUCGGAUAGCAGUUUAUCAGAAUUCAGUCACAUUAUUUUAGAUGAAGCACACGAAAGAGAUGUUAAUACAGACUUAUUAAUGAACAUCCUAAAACUUUCUUUGAAAAAGAACCCUAAUUUAAAAUUAAUAGUAAUGAGUGCUACUAUUGAUACAGAUAUGUUCAAAAAUUAUUACAAUGGUGCUCCAGUGAUAGAAAUUCCCGGAUUUACCUAUCCUGUUGAAAGAUUUUUCAUUGACAAUUUGAAUGACCUGGAUUUAACAAAGACUAAAACUAUGUGUGAAAGUUAUGCACCUUCAGUAGUACACGAAGAUGUUGUUAAAGUCAUAGAUUACAUAAAUUGUACAAAACCUGAAGGAGCCAUUCUUUGUUUCCUUCCAGGUUGGGAUGAUAUUGCUAAAGUACAAAGAAUGAUACCACAGAGAGGUAGCACAGUAGUGUAUUGUUUACAUUCUAGGUUGAACGACAAGGAGCAGUUCAAAAUUUUUAGUAAACCUCCUCCUGGUGUACGAAAAAUUAUAUUAGCGACGAAUAUUGCAGAAACAUCCGUAACUAUUGAUGAUGUUGUUUAUGUUGUUGAUACCGGAAUACACAAGGAGCAAAGAUUUGAUACAAGCAAAGGUAUUAAAUGUAUUGACAAUAAUUGGAUAUCAAAAGCAAGUGCAAUCCAAAGGUGUGGCCGAGCAGGGAGAGUUCAACCCGGUCAAAGUUUCCAUCUCUAUACACAGUCCAAACAUGAUUGUUUCGAAGAAUAUACUUUACCUGAAAUACUACGCACAUCUUUAACAAAAAUAGUUUUAGAUUCAAAAGCUUUCAGUAAUAAUAUGGAUACACUUACAUUCAUGAAAUCUUUACCAACUCCUCCUGAGGAAGUUGCUGUUUCUAAGGCGGUAGAAGAAUUAAAAGAAAUAGAAUUACUUGACGAAAACGAAAAUUUGACAACGUUGGGAAGAACUUUAGCAGAAUUUCAGCUCGAACCUAAAUUGGCUAAAACAUUAGUAAAUUCUUAUAUAUACAAAUGCCUAUCUCCGAUAAUUGACAUCAUAACUUUGUUUUCCACUGACACAGAAAUAUUUUCUUCGGGUUUAAUAGAUAAAGAAACAAUUAAGGAAAUUAAAAGCGAAUUUUCAGAAAACAGUGAUCAUCUAGCGAUGAUGAGAAUUUUUGAAAAAUUUUUAGAAUUUGAUGAGAUAGUUGAUGCCGAUAAACUAAGAAGAUUCUGUAGAGAUCUGAAUUUAAUUCCACAUAAAAUGGAAAUGUUCCGAAAGUUACGUAAAAUUCAUUCCGAUUACUUAGUAGAUGGUUUACAUGAUGUACUUCCAUUUUCUGAUGACUAUUCUGAUAAAGAUGAAUUUGUCAAAGCAGUAUUGUAUUCUGGAGUUGGAAAUAUAUUACAACAUCGAACCUGGGAUAUAGUGAAGAACAGAUUAAAGAACAAUACCAAUGUUUUGCUUACUAGGAAUAAUCACAAAGCUACAAUAACCCCAGAAAGUGUUAAUUAUAGAAGAUACAAGUUUCCUACAAAUUACUUACUAUAUAUUAAUGAAACUAGGUCCAACAUACGUAGAACGACGUUAGUACGAGAAUGUAGUUUUCUAACUAAUUUAUCAGUAUUAUUAUUCUCCAAUAAAAAAUUAAAAAUAGAUAAGGUCUGUGAUAAAGAUGCCCAAGAAGGUGUUGAAAACGAACAUAUAGAAUUAGUUUUAGAGAAUACAAAUAUAAAGUUCGUAUGCAAAAAAAAGGAAGCUGAAAAAAUUAUUAGAUGUAAAGAAGUUAUUCAUUUAUGUUACGGAUAUUUCAUUGCUCAACUGACUCGUAUCGGAGAGCGUAAUGAGGAUGUUAAUGCUAUUUGGAGUGAUAUAUUGGAAUUAAUUAAUGAAGUAAUAAACGAUAAUACAAAAUAAA